AUUAGACGCCAUUUUGUCAGCCAUUUCCUAUACGGAUCCACUGCCAGUGUGUCUGCACAGUUAUAGUACGCCCCAUCUGGCUUCUCCUUCUCUGCCCGGGAUUAGUAAACAAUUACGAAUCCCGAAAAAACGGUAUCCGGGUGGAUGAGAGACUGUCUAGCGGGCCGGCUAGCAUCCAAAAGACCUCUACCAAGCGCUUUGUCCCCGAGGACAGAAGCGAAAAAAGUCAGCCAUGGCUUUGAAGAUUGUUAAAGGGAGCAUCGAUCGGAUGUUCGAUAAAAACCUUCAAGAUUUAGUACGUGGAAUUAGGAAUCACAAGGAAGAUGAGGCUAAGUACAUCUCCACCUGCAUUGAUGAGAUCAAGCAGGAGCUCAAGCAGGACAACAUUGCUGUCAAGGCCAAUGCUGUGUGCAAACUCACCUACUUACAGAUGCUGGGCUAUGAUGUCAGCUGGGCUGCAUUCAACAUCGUGGAAGUCAUGAGUUCCUCAAAAUUCACAUACAAGAGAAUUGGUUACCUGGCUGCCUCCCAGUGCUUUCAUGAGAGCACUGAUGUCAUCAUGCUGACAACCAAUCAGAUCCGAAAGGAUCUGAGCAGUCCUAACCAGUACGACACUGGCGUGGCUCUCACUGGCCUCUCCUGCUUCGUGACCCCUGACCUGGCUCGGGACCUGGCCAAUGACAUCAUGACUCUUAUGUCCCACACAAAGCCGUACAUCAGGAAGAAGGCCGUACUUAUCAUGUACAAGGUGUUCCUGAAGUACCCAGAGUCUCUGCGCCCUGCUUUCCCCAGGCUGAAGGAGAAACUGGAAGACCCUGACCCUGGGGUCCAGUCAGCGGCUGUUAAUGUCAUCUGUGAGCUGGCCAGGAGAAACCCCAAGAACUACCUGUCUCUUGCCCCGCUCUUCUUCAAGCUCAUGACCUCCUCCACCAACAAUUGGGUCCUCAUCAAGAUCAUCAAGCUGUUUGGUGCCCUCACACCCCUGGAGCCUCGCUUGGGGAAGAAGCUGAUUGAGCCCCUAACAAACCUCAUCCACAGUACCUCGGCUAUGUCACUUCUAUAUGAAUGUGUCAACACUGUAAUAGCAGUGUUGAUUUCCCUGUCCUCCGGGAUGCCAAAUCACAGUGCUAGUAUUCAGCUCUGUGUCCAGAAACUGCGAAUCCUGAUUGAAGACUCGGACCAGAACUUGAAGUACCUGGGCCUGCUGGCCAUGUCCAAGAUACUGAAGACUCAUCCCAAGUCUGUCCAGUCCCACAAGGACCUCAUCUUGCAGUGUCUGGAUGACAAGGACGAGUCCAUCCGCCUGAGGGCUCUAGACCUGCUCUACGGCAUGGUGUCCAAGAAGAACUUGAUGGAGAUAGUGAAGAAGCUGAUGUUGCACGUCGACAAGGCUGAGGGAACCACUUACCGAGAUGAGCUGCUCACCAAGAUCAUCGACAUCUGCAGCCAGAGCAAUUACCAGUACAUCACCAACUUUGAAUGGUACAUCAGUAUCCUGGUGGAGCUGACCCGUCUGGAGGGCACGCGGCAUGGCCACCUCAUUGCCUCCCAGAUGCUGGACGUGGCCAUUCGGGUCAAGGCCAUCCGAGCCUUUGCUGUGGCCCAGAUGGCUACUCUACUGGACAACGCCCACCUGCUUACCGGCAACACACAGCGCAACGGCAUCUGUGAGGUUCUCUAUGCCGCCGCCUGGAUCUGCGGAGAGUUCUCAGAACACCUGGAGGAACCCAUGGCAACACUGGAGGCCAUGCUGCGGCCCAAGGUGGCCACCCUGCCGGGCCACAUCCAGGCCGUGUACGUGCAGAACGCUGCCAAGCUGUUUGCCACGGUGUUGCGCGGCCAGGAGGGGGUGCCAGCGGACAGCACGGUAGCCCAGGAGACCAGCCAGCUGCUCAUUGACAGGCUGCCUCUUUUUGUCCAGAGUUCCAACCUGGAGGUGCAGGAGAGGGCCUCCUGCAUCCUGCAGCUGGUGAAGUACAUCCAGAAGCUGCAGCAGAAGGACGUAGAGGUGGCUGAGGAGGUGACUGCUCUGUUUGCUGGGGAGCUCAACCCUGUGGCCCCCAAGGCACAGAAGAAAGUACCUGUUCCUGAAGGUCUGGACCUGGAUGUGUGGAUCAACGAGCCUCCGUCUGGGAGUGAGUCUGAAGACGAGGGCAGGAAGUCCAAGGGCAAGGCUGUGUUUGCCAAGGAGGAGUCCAGACACACCAAGCCACGCUACACUGAGGUGGACGAGAAGGAACUGGCCAAGAGGAGAGAAGUAAGGAAGGCAGAGCAGGCCAACAACCCAUUCUACAUCAAGGCCUCCCCCUCCUCUCAGAAGGUGUACCAGGAUGGUGUUGGUGUGGAGCACAUUCCAGUGGUGCAGAUUGACCUCAGUGUGCCUCUUAAGGUCCCAGGGAUGCCAAUGUCAGAUCAGUAUGUGAAGCUGGAAGAGGAGCGUCGGGAGAGAAACAAGGCAGACAAGAAGAAGAAGAAGGACAAGAAGAAGAGGGAGAAGGGCGAGAAGGGCCGCCGGAGAAGGGGGGACUCUGGCCCCGAGAGCGAGGAGGACAUCACCCCCGCACACAUGGUGGACAUCGUCACUGAGGAGAUGCCAGAGAAUGCCUUACCCAGUGAUGACGACGACAAAGAUCCCAACGACCCCCACAAAGCUCUGAACAUCGACCUGGACAAUUUGCUGGCAGCAUCUCGCAGGCCCCUGGCAGACAGCGAGAAGAAACUGCCAGUCAGGUCACACCGUCCCGACGAGGUCCUCAAGAGCCCCAUGGAAGACAGGCAGGUGGUGGAGGUUGUACCAGAGCCCAAGAAAAAGACAGGAAAGGAGAAGAAGGACAGGAAGAAGAGUAAAGAGAAAAAGAAAAAGCACAAACAAGAGGAAGAGGGGGAUCUUAUGGGCGCUGGGUCAGAGGAGCCUGUCCAACCAGAAGAGACCAAGGAGGUGGCAGCCCCGCCUCCUGCCUCUACACCAGAGGCUUCGGAUCUGGAUUUCUGGCUCUCAAAUGCUCCAGUGCCCUCUAACCCUCAGGCAGCAGCUGCCCCUGCCUCCACCCCUAGGACGGCAUCUGGUAUGGCUGCCGUGGCACCAGACUCUGAGCCUGAAGAGGCCAAAGACACUGAGCCGGAGGAGACUAAAUCCUCCACGCACAAGAAGAAGAAGCAGAAAAAGGAGAAGGAGAAGAAGAAAAAGAAGCACCACCAUAAUCAUAGCGAUGGGGCCGGAGACGAGUCUGUGCAGAACGGCACUGUGGAGGAGGAGGAGCCUCUGCCGCCCAUGUCCAAUUACGCCCUGCUGGCUGAGAACUCCUACAUCAAGAUGAUGAAGCAGGAUGCUGAUAAGGUGUGUGACAUCCAGGGGAAUCUGCAGGACGGGAGCCAGGUAGUGGUCUCUGUCAUCUUUGAGAAUAAGUGCGACAGCUUUAUCAAGUCCAUGGAGUUCAACGUGCUGGACUCUCUCAACUCCAAGCUGCAGCGGCCUGAUGGAGCUGGCCCACACGACGGCCUCAUCGUGCCCUUCCAACUGCCCCCCGGGAUAUCAAACGAGGCACGCUUCAUCUUCUCAGUGCAGAACAUCGUGAUGCCCCAGAAACUGAAGGGAACCCUCACCUUCAUAGUCAAGACUGAUGAUUCCUCCACUCACGAGAAACUGGACUUUAAACUGCACUUUACCUGCACCUCCUACCUGAUCACUACUCCCUGCUACAGUGAUGCGUAUUCUAAGCUGUUGGAGUCAGGGGACCUGAAGGGGUGCUCUCUGAAGCUGGAGGGAGUUAAUCAGCCCUUCCACCAUCUACUGGCCAGAAUCUGCUUCCACCACCACUUCUCUGUUGUGGAAAGGAUCGAUUCCUGUGCCUCCAUGUACAGCAGGUCAAUCCAGGGUCACCAUAUGUGUCUGCUGGUCAAAACUGCUGAUCAGACCGUGUCCAUCGACGCUAAAUGUGACGAGCCGGGGCUGCUUGGGAAUGUGCUGGAUGAGAUCAAACUCACCUUUUCUCAGUGCUGAUUGUGUCUGACAGCCACUUGGUGCCCCCCUACCCCCUGUUAAACCCCCUCGCUCGCUAAAACACUCCAUUUCACCCUAUUUAUUCAUCUUCAGAUUCACAACUCUCCUUUCUUCUCUCACGUCCCCACUCCCCCCUGCACUCAGAAUUGUUCUUUCCACAUCAGUAACUUGCUCUAUGCUCACUCCCUCUGUGCACUUUUAGUUCCUCUUCCUUGUUUCAAAUCUCUUUUCCACUGUCAAAGAACUUGUUUCACCUGCUCCCCACUUCCACACCUCUGACUGAACUCGUGCCCAUUCUCUCUCGCUCAUCGGCAUUACAGUCUGUGACGGUCAUGUAAUGUAAUCUGACAACUGGACUUUUUUUGUUGGUUGAAUUGUGUUUUUACUGUUUCAGGUUGUUGCUGUUUUUGUUAAUUUCUGCCGUCUGUCUGCGCCCCCCUUGCAUUAAGCAUCAGCGUGUUACCACUACUCUAUAGUCCUGGUAGCAUGCGUGACCCACUCUGACUGGCCCUAGAUGGAAACAUCAUGUAAACUCCUUCAUCCUGAUCUGACCUCCUGCCUGAAGGAGACUGAACUCCUGAGACCCACCUCCAACCCCCCGUGUCCCUGCUCCAACUGUGCUAAGCUUCAGUUUGACCCGUGUCGCUGUAACAUAUCAAUCCCUGUAAAAAUUGAAAAUGCCUGAGCUGGAAAGUUAUACUAAGAGUGUGUUGGAAUCAUCUCAAAGCGUAGCCAUACUCAAAAAUAAUGUUUCUGCAUCUGUCUUGCUCUGUCUCGUAUUCUAGACAUGGGUAGAAUGGUAUCUUUUUACAAUUUGUCUGAUUUAUUGCUUUGAUUAUGCUGUAAUGGUUGACAGAUAUUUAACUGCUCAUCUGCUGUGCUGUUCUAGACCUCUUAUCUCUCUUGCCUCAGGCAUGUCUACCACAGUAUCUGUAAUGAGUGACCGAAAUAAUAUAGAACUUCUCAUUGCUCUGCCUCUGUUUCUCUUUAUUCACUUGUGACACAUUUAAGUGAAGGCUAGCUAUCACAUACUGCAGCUAGAGCCUCUCACAUAGCUUUGCUAUAAUAGCAGGCUGUUGUAGGUCUCUCGUGUUGAUCUACUUAGUUUUGGAUCACCUAUGGGAAUGGAAGGCUAUUGUAGUUGUCAUACAGGCAUAUUUUAUUCUGAGAGAUCAAUGGCACUUGGUUGCGUAUUUUAUUUUCAAUCAGUAUUAGUCAAGGUGGCUUCUUGUUUGCUACUCCCUCCUGUCUUGAGAAAGCAAAACAUUCAGUCCGUCAAUAAGACGCUUGUCUGUCAAAUCAUCUAAACCUCUUGCCACUUUUACACUACAAUACAUCAUACGCGUCACUGAUAUACAGUCAUAAACUGAUCUUACUCCAGUGUUAUUCUCUCAGAACUGCCUUGCCACAUCCUGUGCAUUGACAAUAUGAUGAACAUUCAUUCAUCAUUUUAAAUGGCUUCUUCCUUUUCAUGACUUGCUCAGAGGUUACAAGUUUGCUCUGUAGUUACUCUCAACAUGUCUCACUGCCUGGUCCAGCGCGACGUAGUAGCAACUUUAAACUGAUCCCAUAGUUUGUAUCCCGACUAACCCUCAUUCCUGUCUUGCAAGCGUGGAUGAUGUUGGUCUCCUGUUGGACUAUGGGUCAGCCAUUCCACGAGUGUCUUCUGUCCCAUGUUGGUGUGAAGAACUGUUUUUCAGCAACGUUACCUACAGAAUGUCCUUCCUAAAAAAAAAUGAUUUGAUUGGCAUUACCGAAUGAAACAGUUACUUUUAAAUAAUACAUUGUACUAAUUAUGAACAUUUCUUGUGUGGAUUAUUUAAUCAAUGUGUAUCUUGCAUGAGUAGGAAUGUAUACUUUUUAUUAUUUUCCCUAUCCAAGGAUAAACUUGCACACAAACUCCCUCGUCAUUACUUGAUUGUCUUUUUUUCCAUUAGUUUAAAAAAAAAAAGUGAAAGUUGACUUCAUCAUUCUACAGUUUGAUGGUAUUGUAGUUUUCUGUUUAAGUCCAUACAAUUAAAAAAAAGAAAGGGAAAAAAAAGAAGAUAUUUUGUAUGUUUUAAAUGAUUUAACAUUGGGGAAGGGGGUUCUAUUUGGUGGCAUGGCGCUGAGAGGAAGAGGCUCCAAUUCAGUAGAGAAGAAAGGUAUUGUGACACUAUUCAGAGAAGAUACCCACUUUGUCUUAAUUAUUUCUCUGGUAAAUUGUGAUUGUCAUGCUGAGGUUGGCUUGUGACAUUAAAAUAUACUCUCAUUGCCCUUUG
Molecule: messenger RNA, 6261 nt
Organism: Oncorhynchus nerka (sockeye salmon)
Lineage: Eukaryota; Metazoa; Chordata; Actinopteri; Salmoniformes; Salmonidae
Product: AP-3 complex subunit delta-1-like
Exons: 35
Coding region: 233-4000 (1255 amino acids)
Biological process (GO): protein targeting to vacuole; synaptic vesicle membrane organization; anterograde synaptic vesicle transport
Cellular component (GO): presynaptic endosome; endosome membrane; membrane coat
Source: RefSeq, a predicted model, not a curated record